CUGUAAAGCAACGACCCCCCCCCCCCCGCCUUAAACUCAAUCCAACAGUGAGGACCUGGAGAAUGCAGAGUGUCCUGCAAGCCUGCAUUGCCCACCAGCAGUGCGCUUUGACAACCCUGCACCAAUACCUUCAGGAUCAGCGGCACCUUGGUCCAGAGCAACCCCGCACAGAGCAGCACAACACGGCUCGGAACAGCUCCGAGCCCGGCUCCAGCACCCAGGAACCAGUCCCGUCCAGCAAACGGAGAACGAUCCUACAGGUCGCCAGGGAGAGCAGGUUAACCCGCUUCAUAGGCUUCACUUCAGAGUUAUUAGACCAGGAGCAAAACUGCUUGUCUCGGUUGCAAGAGCCACGCUUCCACGCGGAGGUUAAGCUCAGCAUGGAGCUCAGAAAUCUCUGCGAUCGCAUGGCGACCAGGGAGGAUUGUCUCCAGUUUGAUGCAGAUCUAAAAGCGAUCGAACAAUGUUUGAGAGACAUUGUCAACCAGUUGUCGAUGUCAUUAUCCUCUCAGAGUUCAGGAUCAGACCCGCAGACCAUUCAUGUGCUGCAAAGACUCGUUAAACGGGUCCUGGACAUUUAAAAUCACGAGGAACAGAUGAUCUGUGGAAGGGUCACGAGGACUCGAAACGUCAACUCUUUUCUUCUCCGCCGAUGCUGCCAGACCUGCUGAGUUUUUCCAGGUAAUUCUGUUUUUGUUUUGGAUUUCCAGCAUCCGCAGUUUUUUGUUUUUAGAUCUGCUCCCCUUAUUCGUUCAGGGAUGCGAGCAUCACAGGCGUUGACCAGCAUUUAUCACUGCAGCUGUCCAUGUGGACGAUCGCUUCAUUGUUGUAAUUAUACAACUGGGCAUCGACCAGUUAACUACAUUGCUGUGGAACCAGGUCUUAGAGGCCAGACCGGGUAAGGACGGCAGAUUGUGUUCCCUGAUGGACAUUAGUAAAUCCCACAGCUUCAUGGUCACCUUUACUGGGACCAACCUUUGAUAUCCAGACUUUUUUUUUAAACUGGACUCAAAGCUGCCAGGGUAGGAUUUGAACUCCCACUCUUGAGAUUAUUAAUCCAGCGUCGCUAGUCCUGAAUACAAGCUGCUGCUCUUAUUGUUAAAACACAGAUGGCUGGUACAGUUGGUCAAAGUAUGUAGCGUGCUUCACGUGUGUUUUUUUUCCAUGGGAUGUGGGCAUUGCUGGCAAAGUCAGCAUUUGUUGCCCAUCCCUAUUUGCCCUUGAACUGAAUGACUAUGUCAUUUCAGAGGGCAGCUAAGAGU
This is a messenger RNA of Carcharodon carcharias (great white shark), 1262 nucleotides long. It is a transcript of the gene dleu7, whose product is annotated as deleted in lymphocytic leukemia 7. Lineage: Eukaryota; Metazoa; Chordata; Chondrichthyes; Lamniformes; Lamnidae. The record is from RefSeq and is a predicted model, not a curated record. The transcript is spliced from 2 exons. Bases 63 to 581 code for a protein of 172 amino acids.